UAUCCGAGUUAUCCGUCUGUUCAUUCCGCGUUUGUCCGCCGUUCUCUGCCGUACGCUGUUAUUUUGCCGUUACUGAUAUCGCGCGUCCGUUCAAGUUUUCGGUGUUUGUUUUCGUUUGUUGCCUUGUUGGCCACGUAAAACCGACACGAACGAUCGAUCGUCAUUCGUCACUUUCACUUUCUUUCUGCCUUACGUUUUUCACAUUUUUCCCGACCGUCCGUCUCCGUUGCUGCUGCACAAAACCAUCGGCUGAAAAAUCGUCGACCCCGCGCGAACAGUCCGUCGCGUACUUGCGCCGUUUCCCGUUCGGCGUACAACAAAAAGAUUAUUUUCCAUCGUCAUUAUGUCCACCACGCCAAAGUCUUUGCCCGAGGAAUCGCUUGGCGAAUCUUGGGUUGAUAUCACUAGCUGCGCAUCACCGAUAUCUUUCCAGAGCGCCGACCGUGUCACUCCAGUGCCGUUCAUAUCGUCCGGCGAAGAAUACCUGAGAUUGCUGAAAGAGGCUCAAAGAGAGAGCAACUCUUCGUCUAGAGUCUUAUCCAAAGAAUCGUCCAUAAAGGGCAGUCCAAAAUCACCACCAAACAGUCCAAACAACGAAUUGGAAGACGAUCUCAGGGGAGUGUACAUAAAUUAUUCAAACAAAGGUGGAGAAUUGUACAACUUGGAUAAGAGUACUGAUUGGAUAUGGGAUUGGAGUAGCCGACCAGACCAGGCACCUCCCAAAAACUGGAAAUUCAUUCAUCCCAAGAAGAAGACAUACAGUAUGCGCAAUGCCAAGGUUGGCAAAGAUGGUCUCUUUUCCAAAGAAGUUUUGUACACUUUGUUCCUGACCAAUAUUUUAUCCAUACUGCUGGGAGCUGGUGUUGGUGCCUGGCUUUGUAAACGAGGCGGUAUUAUGAUGUCUAGAGUGACUUUGGAAUAAACUGUCUGUGGAACGUAACAUAUGCACAUACACAUGCACAAAAAAAAAACAAGAAUAAAUGUUGUCAAUUCGUUGUCUUUUUAAGUCUGAAAUUCAAAAAUGCAUGUUCAUUAUUUUCAAAAACAACCCUCAAAAUAUUCCUUUUUGUAAUAUUAUAUUUAUGAUAAUAUAGCUUAAGUUUUUAUUAACUUUAAGAUGAUAAUUAUUAAUUUGACACAUUAGAUUAAAUAUGUCUAAUAUUUAUUAUUAUAAUAUUCAAUUUAAUCAACAAAAACUUUGCAGAUAAAUUUUGUUUGGUACUCUUGAUUACAUUGAUCCUUUUUAAUUUAAGAAUUUUUCUUAUUAUAAAUAAAAACUUGGCAAGUUCUAGUAUCUCUGAUUAUGUUAAAAAUUGUGCAUGUAUGUACUCAAAAAUAAUGUAUAUCAUUAUUGUUAUUAAAUAUAAUAAUACAAUGACAAUAACAAUAAUUAAAUCAACUUUAUUCGUAUAUAAAAGUUAUUGAACUAAAAUAUACGUUUUUCUUAUUAAACUAAAUUUAUUUUUUAAAUUAUCAGUCAAACCAGUAAGCUUUAAACUCUUUAAAAGAAAAUAAGGACGGUACCAACAUUUUUUAAUUAAAUUAAACAAAAGGUAUAAAUACAAACUUUUACUGACUAUGUGAGAAUAUAAUUUUAGUACCGUUGUGAUAAGUCUGUUCAAUAUAUUUUUAUUGUUUAUUAUUUUUUUUUAUAUAUAUAUAUUUAUAUUAUAUAUAAUAUAUUAUCUUCUUUAUGAUAUUUUGUGUAUUUUAAACGUACGUUUACACAGUUUUGUUUGUAUGUUUUAUAAUAAGUUAGAUUUUUUUACUUUUACAUAAGUCAGUACACUUCAUAGUCGGCCAAUGUGUCACUUUGUAAGGUAACCUCAUGUUAAAUGAGGACCUGGCUCGUCCUUUGUUACCCAAAUGAUAAGCUGAUUUUGUGGUUAUUAAAUAAUUUUUUUUUUAUUAUUAGUUAGUCUAAUAUAAUAUUAAGUUGAUAUAGAUUGAAAACUUAAAUUAAAACAAACAAAAAAAAUUAAUAUUGUGUAAUGUAUUAAUCUGUACCUAUCACAUAUUUUUAAGAAUAUAUAUACAUUACAUAUAUUAUAUAUUAUAUAUUGUAUGCUUUUUUUUCCAAUAAAUAUGAAAAUAUUUA
This is a messenger RNA of Rhopalosiphum padi (bird cherry-oat aphid), 2098 nucleotides long. RefSeq names its product BCL2/adenovirus E1B 19 kDa protein-interacting protein 3 (gene BNIP3). The transcript has 6 exons. The coding region runs from base 344 to 922 and encodes 192 amino acids. Gene Ontology annotation, cellular component: mitochondrial envelope; nucleus; mitochondrial outer membrane. Lineage: Eukaryota; Metazoa; Arthropoda; Insecta; Hemiptera; Aphididae. The record is from RefSeq and is a predicted model, not a curated record. Gene Ontology annotation, biological process: mitochondrial outer membrane permeabilization; positive regulation of apoptotic process.